AUGUUUUAGAUAUUUUAUAUUUUAAAAUUAGUCUAGUCAACAUGUCCAUACUCAAAUUUUGAUUAAUUUUAAUUGAAUAGUAAUAACUUUUAUCAAGAAAAGAAUUAUGAAAGAGGAAAUACAUAUGCAUUUGGUGUAUGGACUCAAUUUGCUCCUAUUAGAAAAAAUUCAUACUCAGACAAAUCAAAACCUUAUUUUGAUUCAACAAGAAAUCUUGAUGGAUUUCAUAUUCUAAAUUUUCAAAAUGAAGGAAACAUAUAAACUAUAUUUUAUUAAUAACCUCUUUAUGUUACAGGAUAUCCAACAUUAAUCAUUUUGUAAAAUACAUAGUCUGGGGUAUUGGCUUAUAGGAUUCAAGAGGCAUUAUUUUAUUAUGAGGGAUAUUGGAUUUUUACCUAUUUUAGUUUUAAUUAUGAUAACAGAUACAAUUUUGCAUCAUAUAGUACAGGGGAUGAUCGUUUUUUUAAUUUUUUAGUCACAAAUAGAAGAUUGAAACCAUAAACAAAUAAUGUUAAAUUAGAGUAUGGAGGAUAGGGAUUAUAUAACAUAGAUACUAGUAGUUUUAAUUUAAAUAUAUUUUUGGGAAGAAUUUCUAUAAUUACUAUAUUUGAAAAUCCAAUUAGUUUUUUUAAUAAUUAAGAUAAAGUAAAAUUUGUUUAAUUUAUUUCAAAAUGCUCAGUUCCAUAAGGAUGUUAAAAUGUUGUUGAAUUAUUAUUAUUUAAUGAGCCAUAUAAUUAAUAUAAUUGUACGAUUCGUAAUUAUUAAGUUGAUAUUCAUGGAUUAGUAUACAUGUUUGAUUUUUGGAUAAAAAGAGACUCUUAUAAAAUAAAUUCAGAAAAUGAAAUCUUAUUAUCAUUUGGAGGUUUAUUUUCAACUUUAGAGCGAUAUUAUUAAUUAGCAUUGUAUUGGAGAAUUGUAAAUUAUGAUGUUAUAUUACUUCAUCAUUUAGAUGUUUAUUAUUUAGUACCAGGAGAAUAAAUUACAUAGUAUUUUGAUAAUUAUCUUGUAUAAUUGUUUAAACCUAUAAAAAGUUAUGAAUAAUGGACCUAUUUAAAAUAUUAGUUUUAGAAGAUUGGAAUGUAUCAGUACGUUUACCUUUCUAUCUAUUAAUCUUGUUGUGAUACUUGGGAAUAAUAUUAUGUGCUCAAUGUUCCUUAUUAUCAAUAAUAUACAAAUUAUUAGGCCACAAUAACAUUAUUCAGAGAAUAAGAAUUAGGAACCAUCAUACCUUUUGAAGGUUUAAUUUCAAAUUUAAGAUUUAAAUACUGUAACAUUAUUGAUUAUCAAUUUGGAUAAGAAUCGAAUCUAAGUAUAUAUAAAUAAUAUCAUAAUAGAUUGCAAUACACUGUGUAAAACUUGUAUAGGACCUACUAAAUAUGAUUGUGCAUCCUGUUAUGAUGAAUAAAAUAGAUAAUUAUAAUCUGAUCUUCAUUAAUGUUUAUGUAAAUCUAAUUAUUAGGAAUCAGAUAGUUUAAUAUGCCAAAGUAAAUUAUUUUUUAAUCUAUUUUAGAAACCCUUCUAAACUCUAUCUCCUAAUAAAAAGAGUUGUAUAAAGAAUACAAUAUAAUCGAAGUAUAAUAUAAUAAAAAGUGUAAAUAUGGUUACUUUGAAGUAUGGAAGAAUCUUAAAUUUAUAGGAUGCAUUAAAUGGUAUUUAUAAUUUUAAUUCAAAGUCCUUAUUUUGGCUAAACUCAUAAUUCAUUGAAUUGUAUUAAUUGUAUAUUAAAUUCUCACAAUUGGUAUUUAGAACCUGUAUGUAAUAUUGAUUAUAGUACUGAUGACUCUGUAUCUUAUUACAACCAAUAAUUAGAUUAUCAAACAUAAGAAAUAUUUAUUAUAAAUUUUGAUUUGAUGAUUAUUGAACUAUGUUUUGGAUGUGAAAAAAUUACUGAAACAAAAAAUUCAUUUUCAAUUAUUAAGUAUGUGAAUGGUAUAUAUACCUUUUAUUAAUGUAAAUAAUUUUUAUAUCCUAAUAAUAAUAUUUGUGAAUUAUGUGAAAUGAAUUGUAUUAAAUGCAAAGAUACAGAGAAAUGUAUAGAAUGUAAUUAAGGGUUUUAUAUAAAAAAUGAUCAUUGUUAUCAAUGUCCUUAGGGAUGUUUAUAAUGUAUUUUAGAUUCAAGAUUAGACUAAGUAAAAUGCACUGAUUGUUAAUAAGGUUAUUCAUUAGUUAAUGAUAAUUGUAUAAAAUGUGGUUAUCUUUGUGAAAUUUGUUAAUAGAAAAUAAAUAGAGAUACUGGAUAAGAAUAUAUGAAAUGUUUAAAAUGUAAUUACAAUACUUAUAUAUCUCUUGAUGGAGAAAGUUGUUAUGUUAAUAAUUUAAAUCAUUGUAUAUAUCCUUUUCAAUUUUCAAUUGUAUCUAAUUCUAUAAAUACAAUUUUGUAUGAUUUUUAACCAUAAGAAAUUCAAUAUAUUAAAACAGGUUGUAUAUUUUGUUCAACUAUCUCUUAUUUAACUGCUGAAAAUAAUUAGUUUACUUGUACUCCUUAAGGAUCUGAUUAAAUUAAAAGUGGAUGUUAUUAAACCCUCCAUUAUUCUGGUUAUAUAGAUUGCUCUAUUGGUAUUAAUAAUUUAAUGGCCUUGGGAUUUGGAUACUGUACUCAAUUUAUUCCACAUUGUACUAUUUGUUUCAGGUUAGAUUGGGAAUAUGCUAAUAUUUGUUAUAUAUGUGAAGAUGGUUAUUAUAAUGAUUAUUAUUCAAGUUUCUGUAAACCAUGUAAUCAAGAAUGUGCUACUUGUAUUCAAAUUGAUUCUUCAAAAAUAGUAAAGUCAUCAAUUAUAAAGAUAUUUUCAAUGUUAAAUGAUUUUUAAGGAACUAAACAUUAUUCAUAGUUGACUCAAAAUCCUAAUAAGAAUGAAAUUGAAAUUAUAUGUACUAAAUGUUCAGAUGGAUAUAUUAAACAUUUUAAUAAAUGUAUUUAAAAAUGUCCUAAUAAUUGUAAAGAAUGCAAAAUUAUUAAUGAUUAAUAAGUAUGUAUUUCUUGCAUUUAAUUUAAUGAUUUACAAUAUCAUGUUUAUAAUGGAAGAUGUAUUUAAUGUCCUUUAAAUUGUAAAAUAUGUCAUCCUAGAACAGAUGAUGAAAAAUUAAAAUUUAAUCCAUAUUUUAAUAAUAAAAAUUUAGAAUAUUUUUCUCAUUAAUGCAUUUCACCAUUAUCUGAUGACUUAUAUUAUGAUUAGGAUAUACAAUAAUUUAUUAAAUGUGAUAAUAUUAUUGAAUGCUAAAAAUAAAUUAUUAUUGAAAUUCAUGUUUAUUGCAAUUAAAUUGAUUUAGAUAAUUAUAUCAAUUAAUUAAAUGAUUAAUAAAAAGUAAUUUAGAGUAAAUUUCAUAUUCUUUUGGAAAAUCUUAAUUUAACAUUGUAUGAAUAUUAUGAUUAUUUUUUAUAUCUUAAUCAGAACUUUAUUAAAAUAGUUACUUAUUAAAUUACUAUUGUAAAUAAUUAAAUUUGUUCUUUAAAUAAGUAAUUAAACAUCUAAUCCAAUUUAUAAACAAAUUGUUUUAACUUGAUUCAAUUAAACUUAAUAAUCAAUGGAUCUGGCAAUACUCUAUAUUUGAAUAAUCACUUAUAACUUAUAAAUUUUAAAUACAUAAGAAUUGAAAAAAUUAAUAUUCAAAUUUCUAAUGGAGAUAUAUCUAUGGAUAAUAUCUAUGGUUAUAUUGUAGAAUUUGAAACUAUUAAUAUCUAUUAGGAUUUAACACAGAUAACAUCAUAAAAUUAUUUAAUAUAAAUUAACUAAUCCAUUUAAAUUAAUAUUUCUAAUUUGUAAAUACACAAUAUAAAUGUUCAUUUUCAAAAUGGAUUAUUUUUAAUUACUAAUCAAAAUUUAGAUAUUAAAUUAAUAGUAGUGGAUCUAAUAAUAAAUGAUGCUAAAAUUAUUAAUACAUCAAUUAUUAAAUUUAACACAUCUUAAAAAAUCUAAACAUAAAUAUAAAAUCUUCAUAUACAAAAUUCCUAAUUUACUAAUACUACUCUUAUUGAGUAAUUAUAAUAAACUAAAAUAAUAAAUAUAGAUAAUUUUAUUAUUUAAAAUUCAAUUAUUGUAAACACUACAAGUUUCUUAAAUUUUAAAUUAAUUUAAAAAGUUGAAUUUAAAGGAUUAUAAUUUUAAGAUUCAAUUUUACAAAAUUCAAAUUUUAUAUCAAGUUCUAAAAUUCUAUUAUUGAUUGAAUUCAAUUUUUUAAAACUCUAAUUCCUUGAGUAAUCCACAUUAUUAAUCAAUUAAGAUUCAAAUUUUCUUGAAUUUAUAUAAAUUGAAAAUGGUAAAAUCAUAGAUAAUGUUUACUCUAAUAAGCAUGCUUUAAUUUUAUUAUUAAAUUCAGAAAUAGUGUAUCUUAAAAAUAUACAAUUAAUCAACAAUGCUAUUAAUAUUGAUAACUAAAAGGAUUCUUUUGUUAAGGACAUUGAAUUAUCCAUAAUCAAUAUUUAAUCAAAUAUAGUAAUAUUUGAUACUUUGAUAAUUUAGAGAGGAAUAGGCUACUCUGAAUUCACUAUAAAAAAUACAAAUACCUUUAAACUUAUGAAUACUGUAAUUACAUUACAUUAAAAUUAUUAUUUUUAAAGUUUAUUUAAUAAUAAUUAAGAAUGCAAAUUACAUCCAUUUAACUAAUUUAUGUAUAAUAAUCUAAUGAAUUUAUAAAAUAGCUCAUAUAUUCAAAUUUCAAAUACUAAUAUUACUGAUAUCAUAUUAUAUGAUUCUGUUUUAUUUGAAAUAUAAAUACUUUCAUAGAUAAACUCAUAAUUUAUAAUGAUAAAUUGUAAUUUUUCUUCUAACAUUUUACAUCAAUUAAAUAAAUACUAAAAAGUAUCUUUAUUAUCAAUUAAUUCUAAUUCUUAUCUUAAUUUGGAUAUAAACAAUAUUACAUUUUCUUAGAAUCUAUUAAAUUUAUUAAGAGAAAGUAACCCUUAAAAAUAAAGCUUAAUUCUAAUAGUGGAAGCAUUUUAAGCCAAGAGUACAAUAAGUAAUUGUUUAAUUGAAAAAAAUAUGAAUUUAAAUGGUUAAGGAUCUAUAUUAUAUAUAGACUCUGACUUAAUUAUUGUAGAAAAUACAAAGUUUUUAAGUAAUUCAGCAUUUGUAUAUGAUACUUUAAAGUAGUUUCUUAGAUGGGGUUUGACAGAAGAUAUCUUUUUAGAACAUUUAUAAAAAUUAUAUAUUACUUAGAGUAAUGGAGGAAAUGGUAAUUUUUAAGCUAGAUAAAUCAUAUUUAACUAAAUUUUAUUAUAAAGUUCAAUCUCAAAAUAGGGUGCUGGAUUCGUAUUUAAAAUGAUAGAAGAUGGAAAUAUAUAGAUAAGCAAUUCAAAUUUUGAAAAUUUGGAAGCUGAAUUGAUGGAAUCCUCAUAAGGAGGAGCAUUUCAUAUAUCAUCAUAAUCAUUAUAUUUAAGUAUUAAUAUAAUUAAUACAAAAUUUCUUGAUAUAUCCUCAAGAAAAGGUGGUAGUAUAUUCUAUAUUAUACCAUCAACAAAAUUAUUCAAGAUCACAUUACUUAAUUCUACUUUUAAUAACAUUUUCUCAAUAUAAGGAGGGAUAAUAUACGUAGAAAAAUCUAUCCAUUAAGUAUUAAUUUUUAAGAUGAGGGGAUGUUAAUUGUCUUAAAAUUUAGAUAAAUUUAAUAAAUUCAUAAAUUCUUUAUCAGAUGUAUCAAAUAAUGAAUUAAACACAUUAACAUAAGAGUAUUCACUUAUCUAUUGUUAUGAUUGUUAAUUUUAAAUAAGUGAUUUAUGUAUAACAAAUUAUCUACCUAUACCUUUGUUUUAAUUUUAUGGAAGUACAAAUCUCAAAAAUAUUUCAAUACAAAAUAUUAUUUUUUCGAAUCCAUUAAUACAAUUUUCUCCAGUAAGAGAAUCAGAUUAAAUAAUUCUUCAUAAUAUAGAGUUUUAAAACUGCACUCAAAUAACAAUUACAGAAAUCAAUAUUCCCUAAAAAUAAUAAGAAAAAAUUAUAAAUAAUAAUGUAAGAACAUCUUGUAACCAAAGUUUAAUAGAUGCUCCUUUAUUUAUCAUGAGUUUUAAUGAAAGCUUCUCUAAUAUUAAUCAAAUAACACUUUUAGAUACCUUAUUUAUUUAGAUAUAAUCAUCAACAAUGUCUAUGAUAUUGUUUAAAUUUGCAGAUUAUUAUCAAAAACAUUAAAUUCAACUUUCUUAGAUUAAUUUAUAGAACAAUAAGUGCAAUAAGUGCUCAAAUGGACUAUUAAAUUUUUAGAAUAGUAAAUAAAUAUCUAUUAAAAUUACAAAAAUCACAUUAUCUAAUUCUUAUUGUGGUAAUAAUGGUUGCAUUUCUUUUAUUUAAUUAGAUAAACGUAUACUUUAAAGUUUAGAUUCUAAAUACUAUAUAGAUAAUUCUUUUAUUAGAAUAGAGGAUUUGUAAUGUAUAAACAACACUGCUUAAUAUGGAGGUUGUUUGUUUAUACAAAAUUAAAUUAUAUCAAUUAGUUAAAGUUUGAUAAGAGGUAAUAAGGCAGUAUAUGGAGGUGCCAUUUUUACAAAAGGAAUUAAUUCAACAAUGAUUUCAGAGAAUGUGAUAAUUACAAAUAAUUCAGCAUAAUUUGGAAGUGCAAUUUAUAAUUAGGAUAAUUUAAAAAGAAAUGUUAAAGGAAUAGAGUUAAUUGAUAAUUAUGGAUUAAAUUAAAUUGAUGAAUAACCUUAAUAAAUUUAUUUGUAAAUCUUUAAAGAUUAAAUAAUUAAACCAACAAUUGUAUCAUCUUCUAAAAAUCACAUAAAAUCUUAAAUAAUUGGCAAAGAUGGUUAAAUAUCAAUUAUACAUAUUCCUACUGGUAUUCCAUUAAAAGUAUACAGAAAAUUUGAAAUAGAAAAAAAUAGUUACAAUUAAAAAAUAAUAGAAAUGAGAUUAUAUGCAAUUAACUCAUAAUUAGAAAUAGUUAGAAAUCUUACAAAUACUUAUUGUGAAUUAAAGAUAAAUAAUUAAUUUGGAUAAGUAUAAAAUCUAUUUUUAAAUAAAAAUAAGAUUUACUUUAAUUAAUCAACAUUUUCAUAUAAUUUAGAUGAUUUAAUAUUUUACAUUCCUUCAGAUUCUAAUUAAACAUUCGAAUUUUCUAUUAAAUGUAAUAGUAUUUAUGUUCCAAUUUUAAACAAUACAAAUAAUUUAAUAGAGGGGUAUAAUUAUAUAUUUAUAAUUAGAUAUCAUUAAAAUUAUACUUUGAGUCUAUUAAUUAAACCUAAUGAAUGUUAACUAGGUGAGUACAGUUAAUCAAAAGAAGAUUAUUGUCAUUAAUGUUUAGUAAAUUAGAAAUAAUACUCUGUUAUUGUAGGAGCUACAAAUUGUUAAACAGUAGAUGAUUAAAAGAUUUAGGAAAUAACUUAAGCUUAAAUAUUCUUGAAAAAGGUAUAUCAAUUUUCUAAUUAUAAUAUAGGGUUAUUGGAGAAUGAAAGUGACUACAUCUAUAAUUGACUUUUGUUUAAAUAGACAGGAAAAUUGUAUUGGUGGAUGGGGAGUUGGAAAUGAUUUAUGUUAAUAGGGCUAUAUAGGGGCUCUUUGUGAAUAGUGUGAUUAUUAUAAUAUAAGAGGUGGAGGAUAUUAUUAAAGAGAGAGUUUUUUUGAAUGUUAAAUUUGUGAAAAGGAUGAUUUACAUUAAAUUAUUAAUUUUGCGAUCACAAUUUUAAUGUAAUAAUUUAUAUUUAAUAAAGAUUUAUUUGUUUACUUGUAUUAGUUAAUUAUUUAUCUAAAAAGAGAGUAUAAUUUAUACGUUUAAAUGUUAAGGAAUUUAGAGUACCUUUUAGAUAAGGUUUUUUUAAGUAAAAAGAAGUCCUUAUGGGUUAGAGCAUAAAGAUUAUAUUGUUCUAUUUUCAAAUAAUAAGUUAUACAUAAGAAAUAUCUUCUGUAUUUUCAGAUGAAAUCUAAUAAUUAAUUCAUUUUUUUGGAGAUCCUUUUACAUUAUUAGGAAUAUAUAAAGAAUGUUAAUUACUAAAUCUAGAAGUUAAUGUAAUUUAUAUAUCAUUAUUGUAAAAUUUUAUAUGUAUACUCAUAUUAAUAACUACUUUUGUAUGUAUUUGUUUUGCAAGGAUUUUCAUUUAAAAAUUAAAAAUAACAUAAAUGGAAUUUUUCAAUUUUGUAUAUUUAAUAUAUAUUUUCAUUGUUGGAAGUUUUAUACGAUCCAUUAUUUAACUUAUAGCUUUUAGAAAUAUAUAGGAUGUGUAUUGGAUACAUAAAAAUAUUUCAUAUAAUUAUACAGAUAAAGAUCAUCUUAGAUUAGUUUUAUUCUUAUUUUUACCUAUUGUAAUAGGUUUGGGAAUUGUAUUACCUUAUUUAUUAUUACAAAAGUUAAAGUCAUCCUUAUUUUUAUCAAAACGAAUACCUUUUAAAGACUUUGGAUUUUGGUUUACAUCUUAUUAAAAUGAUCAUUAACACUGGGAAUUUUAUAAAUUCUUAUUGGUUAAUGGAUUGAUAUGCAUAAUCAUUAUGAUUGAUGCAAAUGAUACAAUAAAAGGAGUAUUAUCUUAUUCUUUAUUAAUCAUUUAUACUAAAGUAUGUUAAGAUAGUAAAAUCUAUUAUCAUGCAUAAAUGAAUAGAUUUGAAAGUUAAUUAAAUAUUAUCAGUAUCAUAAUAUUAAUAUUUUGUACAUUAAUUUCAAUAUAAGAAUACUAAGGUUCUAUAUUAAAAAAUAUAAUUUUGAAUUUUAUUAAUUCUUUAUUUAUUUUGGGUGGAAUUUUUAUUAUUCUUCAUUUAUUGAAAUUGAAUUCCUAAUAUAUAAAAAGGAUAUUCUGUAGAUUAUUUGAAAAUUUAGGAAUAUUUAAUGAGAUAUUUAUUAAAUAUAAUAUAUUUUAAGCUCAUUCAAAAACUUCAAUAGAAAUAAGAAAAAAAAGAUUUGAAUAAUUAAGAGUUUUUUUAAAAUAGCAAAGCAAAACAUAAUUGUUAAUUAAAAAAGAAUAUUAAAUUUCUGAAGAGUAAAAUGAGACUUAAAGAUUUUGA
This is a messenger RNA of Paramecium pentaurelia, 8915 nucleotides long. Lineage: Eukaryota; Ciliophora; Oligohymenophorea; Peniculida; Parameciidae. The record is from the annotation of a GenBank genome assembly.